AUGGCCAAUAUCAUUCCAAGCCCUGAAGUAUAUGGUGCCGGGUCCUUCAUCGACAAGGAUCCCCUUCCAAUCCCCGAGGAUGCCCGCCGCAUCUUCAAGCUGUUGGCCCAGGCUACUCCAGGGUUCACCAAGGAUCCUAAACAGUGGGAAACCGUGCAGUUUGAAGGUAGUCCGGAACCAAUCGUCCCUGUUGCAGCCGCACUGCAUGCAAUGUGUGGCGUUGUUGGAAAUGAGAUUAUAAAUGAUCGGGACGGUGAGAAUACUAGCCAGCGCGUGACCAUCAACACAGACCAUGCCGCACUCUGGCUUGGAACAGUUGGUUUCGUCAAAUUGAACGGAAUGGAUCUACCAGAGAUGGCGAGAACCGGGAAACUCAGCUCGGUAUACAAAACAGACUUUGAAAAAGGAGCCUUUUCCGCUCCUCUUCGAGUCCGGACUACCGCAAACUAUCCCACCAAGACACCUGGUGUCUGGCAAUCGGAUUGGAUCCUGAAAUGCCCUGCAACACACCAAGAGGCCUACGAUAUCAUCAGCAAGCGAGUCCAGCAAUUUGGCGCCGAUGAGCUGGAAAUGAAGAUGGUAAAGCUGGGUCUCUGUGGAAAUAUUGUCUAUACGCCACAGGGAUGGCGGGAGACUGAGAUGAGCAAACAGUUAUCUCGGCAUCCUUUAGUCAACUAUAAACCCCAGUCACACGCUAUACCAACCCUUCCAGCUCCCAUCCCGCGUCUUCCUGCUGACAGGCGUCCGUUGGCGGGCAUCAAAAUGGUCGAACUGGUGCGGAUCAUUGCUGGACCAGUCAUCGGAACUACCCUCGCAGCACUUGGAGCGGAUGUCAUUCGUGUGAACUGCAGCCGGCUCCCUGAUAUCAAUUCGCUCCAACUUACCCUCAAUGCGGGCGUUCGAGCAAUCGACAUUGAUCUGACCAAAGACGAAGAUCUGCAAAGAUUGAUGAAACUCGUCCAGGACGCUGAUAUCUUUGUCCAAGGCUACCGUCCCGGUGUCAUCGCCAAAAGGGGCCUUAGUCUCCCCGACCUUCUAGAAAUGGCAGGAAAAAGAGGAAAGGGUAUCGUCUAUGUCGAGGAGAACUGCUACGGACCGGACGGUUCCUUCAGCGCUCGGCCCGGGUGGCAGCAGGUGGGAGAUGCUGCAUCGGGUACGUCAUUUGUGACGGCCCGAGCGAUGGGCCACAUGGAUGGUAGAGGAAUCCUUCCUGCAAUGCCGAUCCCUGAUAUGAUGACCGGGUUGAUCGGCGCAUUGGGGGCGUUGAUGUCUAUUCGAGACCGUGCGCGUACUGGGGGCUCAUAUCAUGUUUUUGCAUCUCUUGUUGCAGCAGCGGCAUAUCCAUUGGAUCCCGAGGUCGGCUUGUAUUCUCCGGAUUUAGUGACGAAGGUUGACGAAAGGUUCAAAUGGGAAUCGAUGGAUCCAUCCCUUUUUGUUUUUGAACUUUUGGAUGUGGUCAUUAGGGGUUGGAAGAGGGAGUUUUCGGAUAUCUAUGCUCCUGAUUCACCCUUUACCACCACGCUCGAGGGGGAGUGGGGUACUUUUGAUUUGCUCAAGCCUGUAGUUAAUUUGGUGGAUGAGGGGGUGACGCCACGGUGGCUUACAGCUCCGGUACCGCACUGUUGGCAUGAUGCUGGUCGCAUUUCGUGGCUCUCCUAA
Penicillium longicatenatum is the source of this 1659-nucleotide messenger RNA. RefSeq names its product alpha methylacyl-CoA racemase. The coding region runs from base 1 to 1659 and encodes 552 amino acids. Gene Ontology annotation, molecular function: catalytic activity. The transcript is spliced from 4 exons. The record is from RefSeq and is a predicted model, not a curated record. Lineage: Eukaryota; Fungi; Ascomycota; Eurotiomycetes; Eurotiales; Aspergillaceae.